Messenger RNA from Aspergillus pseudotamarii, 2019 nucleotides. RefSeq lists its product as uncharacterized. The record is from RefSeq and is a predicted model, not a curated record. Bases 53 to 1651 code for a protein of 532 amino acids. The transcript is spliced from 2 exons. NCBI's taxonomy places the organism in Eukaryota, Fungi, Ascomycota, Eurotiomycetes, Eurotiales, Aspergillaceae.
GCGAAAUGCAGGCUGACGUGGUCGUCUGGUCGCAUUCCGGAGGGGUUCGUGGAUGAAGACAUCUGAGAAUAACAGGGCAGUUGCCCACCACCGAUCGAGUCUUUCUUCACAACUCUAUGCAUAUAGCGAUCAAGAAUUUGGCCUCAUGUCCAUCCCCACAGUGAGACGAGCCUUUGGCUCAAUUCCGAAACAAAGUACGCUCCAGUCCGUUCGAGGGCUAUUACAAAUCCAGAUUCUCGCCCUUUUACUACGAAUCGCCAUCUCAAUCAUCCUGCUGCCGCUGGAUAACGCCAUCCUUUUUGCCACGUACCUUGUCGGUCAUUUUUCUGUAUUCCUCUCGCAUUCUAACUCAGCUCGUCGCCGGCAGGCCGCGCGACGUGAUGUCCAAUUCUACCCGAAAACCAUCUUCAUCACCGGCAUUGACACCCCUUACGGGCUGGCCGUGGCACGAUGUCUAUACUAUCACGGUCAUCGGGUGGUGGGUGCCGACAUCACAGAUCUCCCGUUCGCAUCGGGCGAAGGCAUGUCGAAAGCGCUAGCGAUUUUCUAUCGCAUCCCGAGGUCAAGCUAUGUGUCCCGCCUGCUCGACAUCAUCCACAGGGAGAAAGCCGAUAUCUGGAUUCCUUGUUCGUCGCGGGCGAGUGUUCUGGAAGAUGCAAUGGCCAAACAGGCAAUUGAAAGUCGAACGGCGUGUAAAUGCAUCCACCUGGACACGGAUCUGGUGAAUCAGUUUAGCGACACAGAAUCCUUCACUCAGUAUCUAGUCGAAAAGGAAUUACCCGUGGUAGAAAACCACCAAGUGCAGUCGCGCGACUCUAUACACAAGAUCUUGCAUCGGUCGCCGAGCAAGGUCUACCAUAUGCGCCGACCAGAUCUUACUGUGAGCGACAACAAAGUCGUCACAUUACCGAAGAGGACCCUAAGCAUGACUUAUACGGAAGUCAGCGAGAUCCAAAUCUCCAAAGACCGGCCAUGGGUCUUGCAGCAACAAGCUCGGCUGGGGGAGUUCUUCGCUGAAUUGCUGCUUGUUGGUGGACAGGUUAAGGCCAUCAAAAUUCGUCCAGCAGACAACCAACUUUGGGGCCACUCCCGUCUAGACGAGGGGCUUGCAUUGGCAAUUCAUCGGCUCAUGGACCGUUUCGCAUGGAAAGGGGGGCAUCGGAUGACCGGCCAUCUAUGCCUACGGUUAAUGGUUGACGAAGAAUUUGAUGCUAACAAUGUACGCUAUGUAACUCAUAUUGCCGGCUGCACUCAAGGCACAAGCGCUGUCAAGCAUCUUCUGGAAGGACCAUCACCUUCGUUGAUUGAUGGAUACUUGGCGGUUCUCUCAUCACAACCCGAUGAUACGUCCGCGGACCUCGACAGAAAACGGAUGCAAGCUAGAGCAAGCAUAUCAUCGAUCCCACGUCGCCAAUUCAGCUUCUACGAGACGCUUAAGCAGUGCGAUGUCCGGAGAGUGCUCCCCUCUCUUUACCCGGUUGCCCAGCAACUCGACCAUUUCGUCAGCCAGGGAAGCGAUCUUUUACUAUUCUGGAAGGAUCCUCGUUUCUCGGUCCUUGAUCCGCUGCCAUGGUGGUGGAAUGCACAUAUCUACCAACCACUGAAAGAAUUGGAAUUGGUAUUGAGCAGGAAAAAUGUCAAAAGGCUGUAGCAGUACCCACUAGGUCACCUCACCUUUCUAAGUUUUUCUUUUAUAUUUUGCCUGGCCGUAUUAUUUACCCUUCCGUGGCUGGGGGUCUUUGGGAUAUGAGCAUAAUCACCACGGAUGGUACUAUAGAGAGCAACAGGUGGCGUCUUCAAAAUUAUAAUCAUUAUUCAAUUCUCAUGUAGGUUCUAAAGCAUGGAAGCCAUGUGUGGUUCUCCGUGUUUCCAAUAAUAGGAACGCGUCUAUUCCGUAUAUUCACAAUCUCUCAGUGCUCGUAUUGGUGAUGAUAGAUAUGUUCUUGGCAUCCCACAUCAUAUUUACAACUACAUGUCGAGCAGUUCUACGGAGUACCUAGUGGAUAUAGAUUGCUGCCU